CUUGACUGAAACGCGCUGGAGCGCGUGCCGGAGUUUGGUGCGUAAUGGACACCCAUCCAUCCUUUCUACUCUUGCCUUCUCCUCAUUGUUCUCCGUGUUCCUGGCAUGCUGGGCUGUCUCCAGAGUCCAGAGAGAGGAGGAGACAAAGCCAGAGAUGACAAUAAAUCGUCUGAGUCACCAUCUGAGGGAGAGACAGAGACAGAGGGAGUGAGAACGAGUUCGUGUCCUUUACGCAUGUUAUGAACACUUUCAGAGACGCUUGUCGUGCGUCCUGGCGCAUCCAGUGAUCAGAGGUUUCCAAAGUACAGCGGGAUAGUAAAUGACUGUACUUCAGUUUACCCGCGUUUGGAAUUAAAUGUGGCAGCUUCCCUGUAGUUUUGGAGCAGGUGCUUUUUCCCGGUAACCGUUUGUCUCUCGGUGCAUCACUGACAGAAAUGUCGGGUCAGAAACCAUCAUUGAGGAGCGACGACUCCGCGCAGAGCCGCUUUCAAGUGGAUGUGGUAAUGGAGGCAUCAUCUGCAGCGCCCGGUCCGGCUCCCCCUUCUGCUCCGGCAUCCACUGAUGGAUCCAGACCUCCCGAGGAGUCCAAAGGCCGGUUCAGGGUGGUGGGCUUCAUAGAUCCGGGCGCGAUGGACAUUGGACUCCCACCUGAUGUCUCCCAUGAGCCGGACACAGCAAAAAGCGACUCAGUCAGCCUCCAUUCAACUGGCACGGGGCACACUCACAUCUCUGACUCCCACUCCAACACCUACUACAUGAGGACCUUCGGACACAACACUAUAGACGCCGUGCCUAACAUCGACUUCUAUCGGCAGACAGCUGCGCCAUUUGGGGAGAAGUUGACCAGACCGUCGCUGUCGGAGCUACACGACGAACUCGAUAAAGAGCCCUUUGAGGAUGGUCUGGCUAAUGGAGAAGAACCAUCAGCAGCUGAGGAAGCGGCGGCACUGGCAGCGAAGGAGGCCAAAGGAGGAACUGUCAAAUUUGGUUGGGUUAAAGGAGUCCUGAUCCGCUGCAUGCUGAAUAUCUGGGGUGUGAUGCUCUUCAUCAGAAUGUCCUGGAUUGUGGGACAGGCUGGAAUAGGACUGACCAUUGCUAUCAUCUUGAUGGCCACUGUGGUCACCACCAUCACUGGACUGUCUACAUCUGCUAUAGCGACCAACGGCUUUGUACGAGGAGGAGGAGCAUACUAUCUGAUCUCCAGAAGUCUGGGGCCUGAAUUUGGAGGCUCUAUCGGUCUUAUCUUCGCCUUCGCCAAUGCCGUAGCUGUGGCCAUGUAUGUCGUAGGCUUUGCAGAGACGGUCGUUGAGUUGCUCAAUGACGUUGAUGCCUUGAUGACUGAUGAGCUCAAUGACAUUCGGAUUGUUGGGACUUUGACCAUCAUCUUGUUGUUGGGAAUCUCUGUAGCUGGGAUGGAGUGGGAAGCCAAGGCUCAGAUUGUCCUCCUGGUGAUUCUGCUGGCAGCCAUUGUUAACUUCUUCUUUGGAUCCUUCAUGCCAUCAGAAAGCAAAGAGCCUAAAGGAUUUUUCGGAUACCACACUGCCAUCCUUUUAGAGAACUUUGGUCCAGAAUUCAGAGACGGGGAGACGUUUUUCUCCGUAUUUGCCAUUUUCUUCCCUGCAGCUACUGGAAUUCUGGCUGGAGCCAACAUCUCUGGAGACCUAACCGAUCCUCAGUCUGCAAUCCCUAAAGGCACUCUGUUGGCAAUCCUCAUCACAGGGCUUACCUAUGUCGCUGUCGCCAUCUCUGCAGGCUCCUGUAUUGUGAGAGAUGCAACUGGUGACCAGAAUGACACAGUGAGCCCCACAGUGAACUGCACCGAUGCUGCCUGCACACUCGGCUAUGAUUUUUCCAUCUGUAAGGAGGGAGGCUGUCCGUUUGGCUUGAUGAAUGACUUCCAGGUUAUGAGUCUGGUGUCGGCCUUCGGUCCUCUGAUCACCGCAGGGAUUUUCUCAGCCACUCUGUCGUCAGCUCUGGCCUCGCUCGUCAGUGCACCCAAAGUCUUCCAGGCUCUCUGUAAGGACAACAUCUAUCCUGGACUUGGUAUGUUUGCAAAGGGUUAUGGAAGGAACAAUGAGCCACUCCGUGGUUACGUUCUGACCUUCUGCAUCGGUCUUGCCUUCAUCCUGAUUGCGGAUUUGAACAUCAUUGCUCCAAUCAUCUCCAACUUCUUCCUGGCCUCAUAUGCUCUCAUCAACUUCUCAGUUUUCCAUGCCUCCCUGGCCAGCUCUCCAGGGUGGCGCCCCAGCUUCAAAUACUACAACAUGUGGGUAUCUCUUGCGGGGGCGAUCCUGUGCUGCGUGGUGAUGUUUGUCAUUAACUGGUGGGCGGCCCUCGUUACGCUGCUCAUUGUCCUCGCGCUCUACAUCUACGUCAGUUACAAGAAACCCGAUGUGAACUGGGGUUCAUCCACUCAGGCUCUGAUCUACAACCAGGCUCUGACUCACUGCCUGAACCUCACUGGAGUCGAGGACCACGUUAAAAACUUCAGGCCGCAGUGUUUGGUGUUGGCGGGUUAUCCAAACGCUCGUCCGGCUCUGCUUCAGUUGGUGAAUUCUUUCACCAAGAACGUCAGCCUCAUGGUCUGCAGUCACGUCAGAACUGUGUCCCGUCGGUCGAACUUUAGGGAGCUGUAUCAGGAUUAUGCCCGCUGUCAGCGCUACCUCAACAAAAAACGCAUCAAGGCUUUUUAUGCUCCUGUUUUUUCAGACAACUUGAGGCACGGAGCUCAGUUACUCCUGCAGGCUGUUGGUUUAGGUCGUCUGAAACCCAACACACUGGUCAUGGGUUUCAAGAACAACUGGAGUGAUGGAAACAUGAGAGAUGUGGAGAAUUACAUCAACACUAUACAUGAUGCCUUCGACCUUCUGUUUGGUGUGGUAAUCCUGCGGCUGCAGGAGGGACUUGAUAUUUCUCACAUCCAGGGACAAGACGAACUGCUGUCAUCCCAUGAGAAGCCUCCAGUCAUCACUAAGGAUGUGUUGAUUUCUGUCGUUCCGGCUAAAGACUCCGAUUCUGACUCCUGUCCUUCAAAAACCACCAGCAACCAGAGCAGCCCGCUCAUCACGAGAGAGACCAAGUCUCCUCUGAGCCUGACCGACCAGCGUCUGUUGGAGAGCAGCCAGCAGUUUAAGAAGAAACAGGGCAAAGGAACCAUUGAUGUGUGGUGGCUCUUUGAUGAUGGAGGCCUGACUCUGCUGAUUCCCUACUUGCUGACCAACAGGAGUAAGUGGGGCGACUGCAGGAUCCGCGUGUUCAUCGGCGGAAAGAUCAACCGCAUCGACCACGACCGCCGAGCGAUGGCCACACUGCUCAGCAGGUUCAGAAUCGACUUCUCUGACAUAAACGUCCUCGGUGACAUCAACACCAAACCCAAGAAACACAAUAAGCUGACCUUUAAGGAGCUGAUCGAGCCGUACAGGCUGAAGGAAGACGACAUGGAGCAGGAGGCUGCUGAGAGGCUGAAGGCCCAGGAGCCCUGGAGGAUCACUGACAACGAACUGGAGCUGUACAAGGCCAAGACCAAUCGUCAGAUCAGGCUGAACGAGCUGCUGAAGGAACACUCCAGCACUGCCAAACUCAUCGUCAUGAGCAUGCCUUUGGCAAGAAAGGGCACAGUGUCGAGCGCCCUCUACAUGUGCUGGCUGGAAACUCUGUCCAAAGGCCUCCCACCACUGCUGCUGGUGCGAGGAAACCACCAGAGCGUCCUCACCUUUUACUCCUAACGCACACAGACACACACACACACACACACACACAGAGUCAUAUACCUACUCUGCUCACGCACAAACAUACAGUGUGUUUUGCUCUCCAUAUUUAUUACAGUAUGAGAAAGCCUCCAUCUGCACCAAAACAGAAACGUCGUGAUGGUUUAAGCUUGUGAAACUGUUCAGCUGUGAAGGAAAAAAUGAUUAGACUAAUUUUUUUUUUCCAUUUGUCUUAAAUCGAUUGUUUUUAACAUGUUAAUUAAACCCGGUCAACAUUUAGAUUUGACACUAACACUAACAGGUUGCUUGUUCCGUUUCCUCUGUGAGUUUUAUGUGAAUGAGAGUAACUACAGGUAAAUUCGAGUAAAAGUUUAUUUAUAAGGAUAAAAGUUUGGAUUUGAGAAUGUAAGUUUCUGUGAUUAUAAAAUGACGUUUGUAUGUUUUUUUUCCCCACUGUGUUCACAAAGGGAGAGGCUCCGUCUUUGUUAACUUUAUUUUGUACUUUAUUUUAAUAAAGGAUUAACUAAAACAUAUGCUUUA
Messenger RNA from Oreochromis aureus, 4247 nucleotides. RefSeq names its product solute carrier family 12 member 2-like. Gene Ontology annotation, cellular component: membrane. The coding region runs from base 435 to 3725 and encodes 1096 amino acids. Lineage: Eukaryota; Metazoa; Chordata; Actinopteri; Cichliformes; Cichlidae. The transcript has 26 exons. Gene Ontology annotation, molecular function: ammonium channel activity; sodium:potassium:chloride symporter activity. Gene Ontology annotation, biological process: cell volume homeostasis; potassium ion import across plasma membrane; chloride transmembrane transport. The record is from RefSeq and is a predicted model, not a curated record.